This is a messenger RNA of Arabidopsis thaliana (thale cress), 1660 nucleotides long. RefSeq names its product farnesoic acid carboxyl-O-methyltransferase (gene FAMT). Lineage: Eukaryota; Viridiplantae; Streptophyta; Magnoliopsida; Brassicales; Brassicaceae. The transcript is spliced from 3 exons. The record is from RefSeq and is marked reviewed. Gene Ontology annotation, molecular function: methyltransferase activity; farnesoic acid O-methyltransferase activity. Bases 119 to 1165 code for a protein of 348 amino acids.
UGGAUAUGCUUCACGCAGACCGAUUGAUAUAAAUAAGCACGAAGUCUUCCAACUAAAAAUUCAUCACAUCCUCACACACAAAAAUAAAUCAUCACAAGACCAGAGUUAAAAGAGAGACAUGUCGACUUCAUUCACAAUGAUCGGCGGUGAAGGUCCCAACAGUUACCGGGAACAUUCGAAAUACCAGGGAGCACUGGUUAUAGCUGCAAAGGAAAAGAUCAAUGAAGCCAUCUCCACGAAACUCGAUAUCGACUUUACUUCAAAUCUUGUUAACAUAGCUGAUUUUGGUUGUUCCUCUGGACCGAACACUUUCACCGCGGUACAAACCUUAAUUGAUGCUGUGGAAAACAAGUAUAAGAAAGAAAGUAAUAUUGAGGGAAUCGAGUUCCAAGUUUUCUUCAAUGAUUCUUCAAACAACGAUUUUAACACUCUCUUCAAGACACUUCCUCCGGCUAGACUGUAUUUCGCAAGUGGAGUACCGGGUUCUUUCUUUGGUCGUGUUCUUCCUAAAAAUAGUCUUCAUGUGGGAGUUUCUUCUUACUCACUCCAUUUCGUAUCCAAGGUUCCCAAAGAAAUCAAAGACCGUGACUCGCUUGUGUGGAACAAAGACAUACAUUGCUCCGGAUCUUCAAAAGAAGUUGUGAAAUUGUAUCUCGGUCAAUACAAGAUCGACGUGGGAAGUUUCUUGACCGCGAGAGCUCAAGAGCUCGUGUCCGGUGGAUUACUAUUGCUUCUUGGUUCAUGUCGUCCAACUGGAGUUCAAAUGUUUGAAACGGUUGAAGGCAUGAUGAUUGAUUUCAUUGGAAGUUCUCUUAAUGAAAUUGCUAACCAGGGUCUCAUAGAUCAACAAAAGCUUGACACUUUUAAAUUGCCUAUCUAUGCUCCAAAUGUGGAUGAAUUGAAGCAAAUCAUCGAGGAUAACAAGUGUUUCACGAUUGAGGCAUUCGAAAAGAUUAGCCACGCAAAGGGGGAGUAUCCGUUAGACCCCGAGUAUUUGACGUCCGCGUUUAAGGUCACUGUUGGAGGAUCAGUAGCUUCACUAUUUGGGCAAGAUGGGAUGGAGAAAACCUAUGAGCUUGUGAAAGAGAAGACGCAAGAAAUGCUUCCUCAAAUAGCCAAAGCCAAACCUGGAAUGCAAUACCUCAUUGUGCUUCGAAGGAACUGAUUUCAUGAUAUAGAUCUGUGAAAUGAAAUAAAUCUUGAGGCCUCAGUGAUGUCAUUACUUAUGUGUAUGUUCUGUUCUUGUCAUUUUAACAGUCUCUUCUUUUAAAUAUCAGUUACAAUUAAUAUUUUCCCUAAGAGAGAUAAUGUUUCCCUUAUCCUCUCCUCUCCAUUCUAUUCAGCUCUUAAUAUAUAAUACAUGAUGCAAGAAGACCCACCUGGAUCAAGUCAACUUCAAGUUUUUCCACCCAAACUCAUAACUCCUCGUGAAAUAUUCAAUAUUCACCAAUAGUAUGGAUAUUUAGGCAAUACACCUUUGUAGAUUACAGACCAAAUCACAUGAGUGCCAUGAGAGCUUUCCUAGAGUGCCCCUAAUUUUGCGAUUUACUACUUGUUUGGACAUUAGAGCUGUUGUAUUUCGAGCCUAUAUAGCUCAGCUCAUUUCUCAUUGUAAAAUAUCCAUUAUCAUUGAUUUAAUAAAAGUUUGUUUUCUUUUAAA